GCGAACUCCUACAAACACUUCGUUUUUGUUCCAGUUGACCCCCGUCGGCCACCGUACACCUGGACACGUGACUCCGGCACUUCCUGUGUAGUUUUGUAACUGUAAUAAUGACGUCAUUUCAGCGCCCGUGACAGGUGAGAUGGCUCAGGUGUGGCGGUCGGUCGGUGACGCCUUGUGGUCGGUGUGUGCGGCUGACUCCAUGUCCAUGCCGGUCCACUGGUACUACGACACCGAGGACAUCAGGCGGGACUUUGGAUGCUGGAUCUCAGGCUUCCGCCGGCCCGGACUCAGACACCCGUCCAGCAUCCUCAGCCUCUCCAGCACCACCGGCAGCGGUCGGACCGCCUGUUCGUCUGGCGCCAAGCGGCCUGACGUGGUCGGCAACGUGAUCCUCCACGACAAACUGAACCUGUGGAAGUCCUCCAAAGGCUCGGUCCACUAUCACCAAGGUCUUCAGUCUGGUGAUAACACCCUGAACGUCCUCUGUUGUCUCCGGGCGGUCCAGUCUCUCGUCUCCGGUCGUUUCACAGAUGUCUCUCAGCCGGACGCUCGAGCCGCCGUCCUGGCGGACUACGUCUGCUUCCUGACGACGCCCGGCUCGCACCGCGACACGUACGCCGAGUCCUCCCACCGCGCGUUCUUCGCAGACUGGCAGGACUGCAGACCGACGUCACCCCGUCAGGUGCUGAGGUUUGCAGAGGAACGCUCCAGGCACCUGCUGAGCUCCCCGUCCGCCGACAGCCAGCUGGACGCCAUCGGCUGCCUUCCCAUGGUUCUCCCCUUCGUCCUGCUGUCCGCAUCAGCCAAUGAGGAGCAGGCGGUUUCAGCAGCAGUGGAGUUUGUGAAGCUCACCCACCCCCACCCGAAGGUGCCUGAGUAUGUGUCCAUUUACAGCCGGGCGCUGCACGCCGUGCUGGGCGGAGCCGGCGUCCGCCAGCAGGCCGAGCGCGCUCUGAGGAGACUGGACGCCUGGGACGCCUGCCAGAGCUACAGCCGCAAGGCAGCCAGGUUUGCGUUGUCCUCUGAGGAUGGACUGAGGGUCCAUCAGAGCGCCGUGGACUUCCUCGGUCUGGCCUGCUACACUAAAGGAGCUCUGUGCAGCUUGUUUUAUCUGGCUCACGAGUUUCACGACGACCCCAGAGGAGGAAUCCUGGCCAACACCAACUGUGGAGGUGAGAACUGUAACCGUGGGGCGGCACUGGGAGCCCUGCUGGGGGCCGGGGGCUCGUACAGCGGAGCCGCCAUCCCACAAGAGUGGAAGGACGAGCUGAGAGACGCCCGCGAGUUCAUCCCCGGCGUCCUGAAGCAGCUGCAGUGACGAGUCCUGUUUGUCCUCCUGAUUCCAACAGCACAUGUUUUCUAUAAUGGUGGAAAUGUUUUUAAUCAUGUGGAAUAAAAAUGAGAUUCGA
Molecule: messenger RNA, 1409 nt
Organism: Larimichthys crocea (large yellow croaker)
Lineage: Eukaryota; Metazoa; Chordata; Actinopteri; Sciaenidae
Exons: 9
Coding region: 140-1318 (392 amino acids)
Source: RefSeq, a predicted model, not a curated record